Trichomycterus rosablanca is the source of this 1972-nucleotide messenger RNA. Its product is annotated as protein NipSnap homolog 2-like. Gene Ontology annotation, cellular component: mitochondrion. The record is from RefSeq and is a predicted model, not a curated record. The transcript has 10 exons. The coding region runs from base 25 to 885 and encodes 286 amino acids. NCBI's taxonomy places the organism in Eukaryota, Metazoa, Chordata, Actinopteri, Siluriformes, Trichomycteridae.
GCGACUACUCGACAUUCAGGAAAGAUGGCGACCAGAGUCCUUCAGAGCCUGGGGAAGGGCCUGCACCAGGCUGGGACAGGACUACGGUCCAGACAGCAGGUGGCUUUAACUAUCAGGAGUCUGUCUGCAUCUUCGAACCUACACCGUGAAGACAGCUGGUUCAAAUCUCUCUUUGUAAGAAAAGUUGACCCCAGGAAAGAUGCACACUCUCACCUGCUGGCCAAAGAAGAAGCUCAAAACCUGUACAAAAUUCAGUUUCACAAUGUCAAGCCAGAGUGCCUUGAUGAAUAUAACAAACUUUGUGAACAAGUCUUACCAUCUAUCCAUGCUGACCCUAAUUAUCCAUGUGAGCUGGUGGGCACCUGGAACACGUGGUAUGGGGAGCAGGAUCAAGCAGUGCAUUUGUGGCGAUACAGAGGAGGCUACCCUGCCCUGACUGAGGUCAUGAACAAACUUAGAAAGAACAAGGAAUUUAUGGAGUACAGAGAAAACCGAGGAAGAAUGCUGCUGUCCCGUAGAAACCAGUUGCUCUUGGAGUUCAGCUUCUGGAACGAGCCUGUGCCCAGAGACGGACCUAACAUAUACGAGCUCAGAUCCUAUCAACUCAGGCCUGGAACCAUGAUUGAAUGGGGAAAUUACUGGGCCCGGGCUAUUGAGCUUCGGCAGCAGAACAACGAGGCUGUAGGAGGCUUCUUCUCACAGAUCGGAAGUUUGUACAUGGUACAUCAUCUAUGGGCUUACAAAGACUUGCAGUCAAGAGAGCAAACAAGAAAUGCAGCUUGGCAGCAUGAAGGUUGGGAUGAAAUCGUCUACUACACAGUUCCUCUGAUUCAGCACAUGGAAUCGAGAAUAAUGAUUCCCAUGAAGAGUUCGCCUUUGAAGUAGCUUCCCCCCUCCAAUAACCAGAAUUACAUGGCAAACUGAUUUUAGAAUAUUAAACAGUUUCAGUCGUUUUGCACUGCUUUUGAUUUCUGCUCAUUUGUAACAUUCUGACCUUUUUCUUGACUCUGAUUUACUUCUUUUCCCAUAUUCACUUAGUCAAUUUAUUAGUUUUGUUAACAAUUCAAUUGAAGCUCUUUUUCAUAAAAAAUAUUUUUAAAACCAGGGAAAUUAAUAGUCUAAAAUGCUGUCAAAGAUUUAUACACUAAAACACAUACGGUUUACGCACAGACUUUUGGAAGUGCAUUCUGUUUCUGAUUUUGGUCACAAUGCUUCUCUAAUUUUCAUUCAAACCCAAUCAGGAUGUUUUGACUCUUCAUAUUUUGGGCUCUACAGGUUGCUGUGUUUUUUUCUUAAAGAGGUUUGGCAGCAGAUGUGUUGCUGCCUUUGUUUUGUGAGUCCUGAAAGACCUACAGCAUGGUCAACAUCAUUAAUUCUCUCUCUCUCUUUCACAUUCAGAAGACAUUGAUCAGCUUGCAUGCAGUUUUGCCAAAUAAACACCCUAAUUUGGGACACUUCAGUCAUCUAUUUGUCUUUCAUAUUUACUGUAGGUAAAAUCUCACAGGUAGUUGAGAUUAGUCCAGGUUUUUUAACGUAUGUCCCAUUACUUUUGCUAAUUGUACAGUUUGUAUCGUAGUUACGAACUAAUGCAAUAGCUGGACAUAUUGUAAUUAAGUGGGGGAGGGGGCAAAAUGCCUCUUUCCCCUUAAACAGAUCAAACCAAUUGAACCUUGUUAACUUCAAUUUGCAGAUGUGUUUUAUGCCUGGUUUAUUUCUGUCUUACAUUAUGUCAUUGCCUGUGUAAUGCAUUUCUCUGUGUUUUCUUUUAAUCCAGUGGUAGACCCUUUAAAACAGUAAAAUACCCUUGUUCCAAUUGUCAAAAAACUCAAAUGUAGGUCUGCCAAGCCAAACAGAUUUUGUGAGGAACUGAAUUAUGGAUGGAUUUGUUAUAGUAUAAUGUGGUUUUAUUUAACAUCCACUGCUUUAUUAAAAGUAGAUGUACAUACUGAAAUAAAUUUAUGAUUGAACCUCA